This is a messenger RNA of Neolamprologus brichardi, 1939 nucleotides long. The record is from RefSeq and is a predicted model, not a curated record. NCBI's taxonomy places the organism in Eukaryota, Metazoa, Chordata, Actinopteri, Cichliformes, Cichlidae.
UUAAAACACCACACACUCAUUCAGCCUGUUGGCUUGCAGACUCAGAGGCAAGAGGAGCAAAACAGUGUCUUCUUUUAUUAUCAGACACCACUGAUCAUUGCUAAGAAGCAACCAUGGCCAUCAAUAAAUCCAAAGUAGCUGUUGGAUUUAUAGUGGCAGGCGGUCUGACUUUGAUUUUUGGGGCAAUUUCUUUAAUUGUGGGACCAACAGUAAUAAGCAACCAAGUUGUGAAGCACACAGUAAUUGAUCCAAAGAAUGAUCUCACAUACACCAUGUGGAAAGACAUCCCUGUGCCGUUCUUUAUGUCCGUCUACUUCUUCAAUGUCCUCAAUCCUGCUGAGAUACUGAAAGGAGAAAAGCCGAUGGUGGAACAGAGAGGACCUUAUGUUUACAGAAAGCAGUGUCAGAAGGAAAACAUUACAUUCCAUCCCAACGGUACAGUGUCCUACAGGGAAUACAGACAGUACCACUUCGAGCCCUCCAUGUCUGCUGGGAACGAGUCUGAUGUUGUCACAAUUCCAAACAUGUUGGUGUUGGGUGCAUCAGUGAUGAUGGAAAACUUGCCCUAUGUACUGCGCCUCAUGAUGAGUGCAACCUUUAAAACUUUUAAAGAAGGUCCCUUCCUGACCAAGCCUGUAGGGGAGCUUAUGUGGGGUUAUGACAGUGGACUAGUGGAUUUUCUAAAUAAAUACCUGCCAGGAAUGAUUCCCACAUCAGGAAAAUUUGGCCUCUUUUCAGAAUUCAACAACUCCAACACUGGCCUGUUCACAGUCUUUACUGGAAAAGAUGACAUUAGAAAAGUCCACAGAGUCGACUCUUGGAAUGGUCUGACGGAGCUGCCAUACUGGAGGACUGCUCAGUCUAACAUGAUCAAUGGAACAGCUGGGCAGAUGUGGCCUCCUUUCAUGACGAAAGAGAGCACUUUGCCUUUCUACAGCCCUGACGCGUGCAGGUCUAUGGAGCUGGUUUAUCAACGUCCUGGAGAGAUGUACGGGAUCCCUCUAUAUCGAUAUGUUGCACCCAAGACCCUUUUUGCCAAUGGGACAGAUUAUGCUCCCAAUGAAGGCUUCUGCCCCUGUAGACAGUCUGGACUCCUCAAUGUUAGCAGUUGCCGCCACACCCAUAUUAACUUUUUAUCAGAGCCACAUGUCUGGAACACAUUUAUGGUGUUUGAGGUAUAAUUCCCUCCUUUUUUAUUACCAGUGUGAGAUCUGUAUAUUUUUGUUGUCUAUUUGCAGCAAACGGGUGUCCCUCUGAAUGUGUCCAUCCGCCUCCAGCUCAACCUCUACAUGAAAAAAGUCUCAGGAAUUACUGAAACUGGAAAGAUUUCUGAUGUGGUGAUGCCUAUGAUCUGGUUUGAGGAGAACGGAUAUAUUGAUGGCCCAAUCGUCAAUACGUUCCGUACAAACUUGGUUGUUCUACCUACUCUUUUGGAAUACCUACAGUACAUCCUCAUAGGGCUUGGUCUGGCAACCAUCAUCGUCGCUGCUGUGGUGUAUCACAAAGUGAAGAGUAAUCAACCUGACCACAGCAACCUACCGGAUGGAAUCAAAUGUAGUUCAGCUGAAGAGAAGGACUCUCUGCUACAAGAUGACAUGAACUGAAUGAUGCGCAAAUAAGCUCAUCCAGCUGUUGUUGUGGACUUACCAGCAUCCUCCAAGUAUAAUUUAACUGAAACACUGUCACAAGUGGUUUUGCAAUUGCUUUAAUUUUCAUAUGCACUGAGGAUUAUAGAGAAGUUGGAACUACUUGUCGAGGCUCAAGCUGUCAAACGUCUGACCACCUGUGAGUCAAGCAGCGCUGAUGCACUCCUGUUUCUGUAUCACUGUAUUCUGUAAAGCUGUAUUUCUUGAAAUGUAUGAGAAUAAUGCAGUUUGGUGCAAAGCACCUUCUUAAAAAAAGUUAAUAAAUUAAAAGAAACAUGGAGGUUAAGUAUAAA